UGUGGUUUAAUCGGUCAGCAGUUGAACAGUGUUACUCCAGCUGAUUAAAAGACGCGCCUCUACAACUCGAGGCCAGAACCUGUGAACAUUCCAGCUGUCACCCAUCCGCUCUAAAAAUUGGUUUGUUCGGCUGGCUCACACUAAACUCUUCCCCGUUGCUCUGUGGUCAGAACUAAGAAGCCCUUAUGAAGAGCCUGUUAUUUGCUGCAUUGAUGUGACGUCCUCCUCUCUUAACGUCAAAUCAUGUCCUCUGAGAUAAGACGUUACAGACGUUACAGACCCGCCUUCUAAGGCCAACACAGUGGAGGUUGGAAAAGAAAUCAGAUAAGACUGAGGAUGGCUGAUUCCAGGGAUGGGUCUUUCCCGGACUCGGUGACUUGGGGGAUCACGUGUCUGUUGGUAUUGCUCACUUGGGUCUUGCUCCAAAAGUUAUGCUUUCCACGUUCGCCCUUGGCCGCUUUGGCAUUGAUGCGGCGGACGCGCCGCAUACAUACCUGGGCCCAAGGUGGGAUUUGGCACCCGUUGUAUUGCGUGAUUUGCGAGACUUUGCUCAUAGUGGGAUCGUCCGGGAUUUGUUGCGCAGAUUGCGGUAUCGCUUCGUGCGAAAAGGGUCAGUGUGUGCAGCGCACAGAGCAGAGAUUCAGUUGUAAAGCGCGCGCCCGUAAAACAGGUGCCACGCCCACAGCCCAAGAUGACCCCCAAGGUGGGGUCUUUCGGCAUCAUUGGGUGUCUGGAAAUCUACCCCUCAUGUCUGAAUGUGAGGUGUGUGAUGCUUCAUGCGGCGGAGAUGGACCUGAGAGUGUCAUACAAGAUCUACGAUGUUGUUGGUGCCAACUCACUGUUCACAAGUCUUGUCAGCAGAAGAUGAGCAACAUCUGCGAUUUGGGUCACUACCGCGAGUUCAUUAUCCCGCCAGAAUGCGUAAUUUUGAAGAAUCCCAAAGUUGCUGGAUCCGAAUUCAAGCGGAGCAGUAUUAAACAGAUUGUCAGACAAAUCAUGGGCAACACCACUCAUAACCGCCCAUGGCGACCUUUGAUUGUAGUGGGCAACACCAAAGCGGGCAAUAACGACGGUGGAUUCUUCUUGAACGCCUUUCGUGGUGUGCUGAACCCCAUUCAAGUGAUCGAUCUCAAUGAGCGACCCAUGGAGGACGCCAUUCACCUCUGUCAGCUCUUGGAACCCACCAGAUGUCUCAUCAUUGUAGCGGGAGGGGAUGGAACCAUUGGUCAACUGCUUGACCUGCUCCAGACCGCCAACAGGUUGGAAUCCAUCCCAUUGGACCGUUGGCGAGUGACCGUCCGAUCUGACCACCCACACUACUCAUUCAAGCGACCAUUGGUGCCGCCGAGAUCAAUCACAGAGAUCUUUGUCCAGAACUAUCUUAGCAUUGGUGUGGACGCCCUGGUCACAUACAACUUCCACAAUGCACGGGACUCGAAGAGCAGCAGUAGCCACAACAACAGUCCAUUCUCUGGACGAUUGUACAACAAGCUUCUCUACUUCAUUUAUGGCACCAAGGACGUAUUGGAGCGGGAGUGCAAAGACCUUGACCAGAUAUUGGAGUUGGAAAUGGAUGGCCAGAAGGUGUCCUUGCCCAAGAUCGAGUCAGUGGUGAUCCUGAACAUUCCCUGUUGGGGAGCCGGCGUGCGACCCUGGGAACUGGGCCAAGGUCACGAACACUUUCCCGUGCCCUCGUUCAGCGAUCAUAAACUCGAGGUGUUUUGUGUGUACUCCAGCUUUCACAUUGCUCAGAUGCAGGUUGGUAUCUCUGAACCUCAUCGCAUUGGUCAGGCUUCAGAUGUGAAGAUCCGGUUAAAAGGUCGCGCCCCUGUGCAGACUGAUGGGGAACCCUGGAUUCAGGAACCCGGCGAGAUCCACGUACAGUAUCAUAGUCAUGUUCCUGUGUUAAAGUUGUCAUCGUUAUCAAACUAGUCCAUCUAAAAGUCAUUCAAUCGAUCAAGCAAGAAGUCAUUCACUCAAUGACAAUGUUAUUGAACAGUGUUAGAUCUAGUCAAUAAAAACAAUACACUGAAGGGUAUUUCAAAAUUUCAAAAUAAAUUGAUCCCCUAAUGGUCGUUGACUUAAUCUGGAAUUUGCUAUCAUAAUAAUAACAAAAUAAUUUCACGUUUUCGUGCUUAACAUCCAUCAGCCUACACUCCACUCCACACACUACACUACAGGGAAAUACCCAAAAACAUCUUGGCGUUUUUCUACCUCAGAAAGUCAUAGGGAACAACUUUGGUUGUAUUGCUUUAUGGAAUGGUAGCCCAAAUUAGAAAUUUGCAUGCCUAAAAAUAUUCCUAAAGCUAGGAUUUUCAAAAACAUAUUCAAUGAAAAUUUGGACCACACGUAGUUAGCACUUGAUUAUAAAUUAUGAUAUCAUCUAUUAAACUACCGGUAAGUUACAGGGUAUGUAUUGAUCCAAAUUUCAUCGUUGUAGCCCUAAAUGUCCCAGUUAUGUCUUAUAUUGUUUUCUGCGUUCAGUGAGAUCAGACGUGCGGUCAAGAGCUCCUCAGACACAUUUCGUUUUUCUGACUGAAGCGUUCUGUUCCGUUAUCAGGGGUGAGAAGUUCGUGUUCUGUCUUUAGUCCUUUGGUUGUGAGCUCAAUUACAGAUUGAGCCAUGUGAAAGCUAGGGGUUAAAAGACCAAUGGGCUGGCUAAGGACAGUAGUUGUGGUUCGCCCAAGUAGGCUUUAAAUGUGCAUUCGGCGUGAACAGACAUGUGUCCAACUGAGUUGAUGAGUUGUAUAUUUUUCCAAUAGGGCUUGUCAAGUGAACGCGUUCAUGAACAACUGACGUUAUUGCAUGGAGUAAAAUCGAAGACAACGUGCCCAACCAAACUGCAUCGUACGUGCAUUGAAUUUCGAUAUUUAUUUCAUUUUAACUUGCUUGUUUAAACAAAAAGCGUUGUGGAAUUGAGCCACUGAAUUAUACCAAACGUGUUUAUUUUCUUGGGUUUUAUAACACAACUCACUUAAAAUCACUCGAUUAUUGAAAAUUCAUUGGGCAGAUGAUGCAAGUGACUGUGACGUUUGUCUUAGUUCUCCCUCCCCAAAAUGCCCAAAUCAGGGUGCCGGACCGCAAUCUUCCUUGAAUUUCCUUCACUUGACAUGCCUUAUUGAAAUGUUCCUGAUCCUCUCUAUCCUUGGAGCAUAAUCAUUCAGGACAACUCUGCCGAAUGGUGUUUCAUUAAAGUCUGAUGGAGUUUGAAUAUUGCCACAACAAUCGAUCAUGAACAAGGCUGCCAUGAGGCUAAUAUAUUUAAAGUCAAAAUGACUUUUGACACUAAUCACAUUUGUGUGUCUGGCGAAUUGCAAUAUUAUUCCGAUUUGAUUGACUAGUUGCUCAUUCACUUUACAUUAUAUUCAAAGCUGAAAGAUAAUAUUUUUUACUAGGAAAUAUGCCUCGUAUUUCACAAUGUUAAUGAACGUGCUCAAAUUUGAGUUAGCUUCAGACUUGUUUGCUUUUAAAUUGUGCACAUUCUUCAGCAAAGAUAAUGCCAUAAUGUUAUAAUAUCAUAAACUAUUGCUUUUUGUUUCGGGUAAGCAUUUCAAACACUUAAUGGCCAUUUUGGACCACCAUCCACCAUUUUCUGCCUAUGUCUGCCAUUUCUUGCCACUUUCUGCCACUCUUAGCCAUGACGUGGUAGAAAAUGGCAGAAAUUCCUUCAAAGUCGAUUUUUGCCAUCGCUGAACACAGAUCAUACAAUGACCACCAGAUCUUGCAUUGGUCCGAUUUCAGUACAAAGGAAAAGAGACUCAACGUCAGCAGAUCUGCACACUAAAAAAGAGACGGGUGACUGACGGAUCGGUAGUAAUGUCACUCACUACUAGUACCGACGUAAAAUUGCUGGGUCUUCAGUAAACGCAGUCAGUGACAAACUCACUCAAAAUCCAAGUACGUUUGCAAAUCAAAAUGCAUGCGUCCCUAGACAUCAACAUUCUUUUAUCAGAUGAUGAAGGCAAGUGAUCCCAUUUUUCCUCGCAUUAAGUGAGGUUUCGGCAUUACAUGGUCUGUGACCUUGAAGGCAUUGACCAUUGUCCCAGCCAGCUUCUCGUCCCACAAGAGGGCAUGAUUAUACGGUGAAUGUUUUUGUUAGGUGUUGACCAUAUCGCCUUAUUGAAAACCGAACUUGAAUAAAAUUUAUGUCAAGAGAGACCCGGCUAUUAAAUGCUCAAUUUUCUUUCUUAUGAACUAGUUUUCAAGGUACGAAUUUCACUCAAAGCCAAAUCUGACGUGUGGAACUGCUCUUUCUCUUCACCAGUGACCGGAAGCUUGCUUUCCAGGCACUCGUGAAUACGGAGCCAUGAAAUAAAGCUUCUAACCAAGGGUUUGGUUUCCUUUGUGUGCGUAAGAGUGAAUAUUAUACCUCUGAAUACCGGUCCUCAUAAAAGAACAAAAACUGUUUUGAUUAAAAUCACGAACUUUACUUUCCGACCCCUAAUACUUAUGUUUUCAAUUCAUUGUAAAAGUAAAUAAUUACACUUACUCAUAUUAAUUUCAAUUUGACUUGAUUAAAUUUUGCCCAAUGUAAUAAGAAAAAUCAAACACAAAUUGCAAUCUCAUUUUGACCUUGUUUUGUUUUUAGGGAUGCAUGAAUAUGAGUAUCUUGCAAUUAUAUCACUAAGAGUUAGCUUUUGCUACAGUACCAACUUCUCUUGACUUGGCCUUUUCAUUUCUGUUGUCAAUCUUGUUUGCAGAUUUGUUAAAACAAGGAAAUAAUUUCCGAAUCGAAUAUUUAUCAAAAAAUUGAAAUGAAAUGAAAUGAAAUUUGAUUAUGAUUCGAAAUAUAUUGAAAUUCUAUUGAAUUAUAAAUGUAAACUGAAUAUUUGCUUUCACAAUAACUUUCAUUUCAAGCCCGUGUAAUUUUAAUCAAUGCAUUUUUAAAAGUUCCUGACAGAAAGAGUUGCCACAGAGACGUAUAAAGCACCGGCUCGGAUUUCAGGUGUACGGGCUAGCCAGGCUGCACCACAAUCGCGGUAAGACUACGGUAAACGUUAUUCUACAUCGAUUAGUUGGCGGUGCUACUUUUUUAAAUCUUAACCUGACCUAAUCAAACCUAAUCUAACCUUACCUUACCUAACCCAACCUAACCUAACACGAUAUUAAUAGCCCUUAAAGUCUCGAUCUAAACCUUUUAACGUUUUGCCACAAAUUUAAAAAUGAGCACCGCCAACUAAUCGGUGGAGAAUAACGUUUACCAUGAUUGAAGCUCAUUCAGCGCUUGCAACUCUGCAUUAACAAACUUGUUCGCCAUUUUGGGACAUUGUUCAAGAAUUACUUUAAACUACAUUUGCUCAACAUUCAUUUGCUUCAAUAGUCAUGAAAUUGCAGGUGACAAAAAGAAACUGAAAUAAUAUUUGGUGCUAACAUUUGGUCAUAAGUAGCCUCCGGUCUAUUUUUGCUUUCCAUAUCAAGCAACACAGAGAUGACAAGGAAUAUUAUAUUAUGAUAUCUUCAACAAUCACCGGUAAUUGAACCUGCUAUCCCUAAGAAGCAGAUUCUUGCCAUGUCCAUGCUGGCUUCUGAUUAGUAGACCUUGAAAAAAAAAAUGCCAUUUUGGUCGAACUUUUUUGGUAGUUGGGGAAAAUUGCGAAAAAUUUGGAAAAUAUGCGAAAAAAUUUUCUAUAUUUGUGGGUGCACAUCAUAUGCUGAGUAGUACACAUUUAUUUUUAUAUGACUAGAUUAAACAUUUACAAUGAGAGAGCAUGAGCAUAAUGCUCAUGACCGGGAUAUCACAUAACGUUGAAAGAUUACAAAAAGUAGCAAGUGGGAAAAAGUCGAGGAAAACUGAAAAACUAAAUGUUGAGAAUGAACAAAAAAUGCAAUGAAUUGCAAAAACGUUGCUACCAUGGCCAAAAGGUCAUUGUUAGUCCUGUUUAUUGCCUAUUUUCUGUUGCCAAGUUCGAGGGAAACAAUUGCAUAGUAUUGGAUGAUCUAUUGAGCCUCUUUAUUUUAUUGACAAGAAAAUAAAUCCGCCUUAUUACAAUGCUUGACAUUAGGACACUUCUUAGGUGAUGCCAAUGUUAUGGUACAGUAAACAAUUGAUUCUUUUCGAGAUUCUAGUGCUAUUCCUUAGGGCACUUUUGCUCACCUAAUGAUUAGAUUUGUGUCCUAUUUGAUCCACAACUGAAUAAAAUCCUUGUUCUUAGAAGUCAUCUUUCUCUUUGUUACGCAUCAUCACAGGAAGAAAAGAAAAAAAGAUCAAAAAAAUGAUAAUGGACAAGAAUGUUGUAUUGGGCCCCAAAAUCCCAAAAUAUGUGAAAAAAAUGAGGCUUGAGGAUUGAAGUGGAACUAGUGCUGGGGCCUGUCGAGACUCAAGUUAGAGGUUAAUUUUUAGGUCAGCUGACGCCUCAAAUGGGGGACGUGCGUUUUUUUACUCUUCCGACAAGAAUCUUGUUUUUAAUGGUUUUAAGUCGAUAAAAUAGUACCAAAUGUGAUGAGAGUGCGCGGGGCCACGCCCACGAGCAGUGACCCCCUAUUAAUCUGUCAUAUGCCCCGUUCGAUACACCUCCCCUUCCAAUCCUUCCUCUUCCCAUAUUCCCCGGCCCACGUCUUUUUCAAGACGUGAGCUUCUAGCCCUCCAAUCCUCUUCCUCAUCCCAAUCAUCCCUUCCCUUUCCCCCUCAAUAGCCAUAGUGACAUCGCUUUUCUAAAAGACUCAAGUCCAGAUUUGUGAAAACAUUCUUUGGUUUAAAUUUUGCAAUAUAAAUAAAUCUUUUAUUGCAACUCUCGGUCAUGUAAACUUGUAAAAUAAAAGAAUUAUGUGUGUAAACAACUUACACAAAUUUGGAUAAAGAAAUAAAAGAAGAAACUAAAAUGGUUAAAACGAUAAAAGAUUCGACUAGUGAUAUCUCAGCAGAGAUGACUAGAAUUGGUUCAGUGAACAUGAAAAAAGGGAAGAGGGGAAUCACAGACAGUACAAACACAGUUAGGUAAAGGUAAAUGAUGAAAUUCUUGGUUAUUGCAGAGUUGAUGAUGGGCCAGAUUGAACAGAUCUUUUGUCAGCUCCCGUCGUUGAUGGCAUUUGGCCGGCAGCCGAACAAAGAUGCGUGACCGCCAAUACUCCGGAGGGAUGUCGGGCCAAGGACCAUAAGGUGUAAUGCAAGUCCUUGACCAGGAAGGACAACUUGUGUCCGGACUUCACCUCCGGAAAGAUCAGGUUCCCAACACUGUUGGACACUAACCUUGCCAGCCCGAUGGUGAGGGGCUCGGUUUUGCAUAGAAAAUGUGUCCAUGCAUUGUUGGCAUAUUGGGGCAUGCAGAGGUAUCGCUUGAGGAGCUUGGUGUAGGUGGCAUCGGCGGAUUUGAGGGCGGAUUGGGCGGAGUUGGGAAGCCAAAGGUGUAGGACGUAGAGAAAGAUUGGGGUGACGUAGAUCCGGAAGAGUUGAAGGACUAUUGGGAGGGCAAGAUUCUUCAUGGGAAGUCUAUUGCAUAUGUAUCCGAUCCUGGCCCUGGCCUUAAUUAUUGUGGAUUUGAGGUGAUUGGUGAAUGAGAGUUGGGUGGAGAGGUGAAACCGACAUAGUUAAAACUAUUGACGCUUUCAAUCGGACUAUUAUUGAUGCGGAAGGAGGUGGGAGGCAGACGACCUUUAUGGAUAAUCACGGCCUUCGUCUUAAUGUUAUUGACUUGAAGGCCGUUCUCUUAGAAAUAAACAUGGAGCGCAUUGAUGUCAUUUUGCAAUUCCAUGGCUGAAUCAGCCAAGAGAACCAGGUCGUCUGCAUUUUGUAGAUAUUGAACAGGAAAACAGUUGAUGUAGGGGACUUGGUGUGUAAGAACUUCGGGCAGGUCGGAUACAUGUAGAUUAAAAAUAAUUGGCGAUAGUGGAUCCUCCCACAGAAAGCCAACGGAAGUGAAAUAACAGGGGGAUAGGUCCUCACCAGAUCGAAUGGAGCACCUGAGUCCCGCAUAGAUGUUGGACAGCAAGGCCAUAGAAAACCAUAAUAUAUGAAGUUAUCUAUGAGCAGGGCACAGAUUGAACGCGAUUCUCCCCAUCGUUGGAGUUUAAGGAAUAAUCGCGUUCGGUCCACUGACACAAUCCAAAAUCGCCGCAAAAGCAAACAACAAACCGGCGCAACCUCCAAACCCAAUUAACACCUACUCCCCAUCAGACAUACCUCAAUCUGGCCAAAACUAGGCACAAAAGUGAUUCGUGGCUGGACAAUCAGCACAGAGACAACCCACGUGCUCCGGGGUAAUAUAUAUAUAUACAUAUAUUUAUAUUUAGAUACAUGUCAUUAUCUAUUAUGUAUCGUAUCUAUUCUAACCGCAAAUACAUCCUAGGUUCCUACCGUUAAAUCUAAACACGCGAUAUCUCAGUCCACCCUAUCAAAUGCUCUAGAGAAAUCCACGAAGCAUCCGUACACCCUCCUCUUGUUUCUGAUGUUAGAAUGCACAAUUUCAUAGAGGAGAGUAGCUGCCGAGGUGGUAGAGCGGCUUCUCCGGAAACCAAAUUGGAACUGGGAAAUUAUGAGUCUUUAUAAUCGACUUGAGUUCAGUGAAGGACUGAAUUCUCCGCAUACAAAGUUAGUUUCUGGUAGCAAUGGCCAAGAUUCCACUAGCCUUGCAAAGGACCUAGAUAUAAUCAACUCUCGGGUUACUGAGAGUAAGGGCAGCUUUACACAGGAUGAAAAACCAAGAUUAAAUCGGGAUUGAGGAUUGAAGUAGGACUAAUGCCGGGGCAAGUUUUUCGCACUAUGAGUCUUUUGGCUCAAACUUAGUACAAUCAAAGACUACAGCCCUUUGCUGGACUCAAAUCUUUUUCCUGAAUCACCCCAGCACUAGCCCUACAUAAAUCCUCAAACCGGAUUCAAUGCCACUUUUUUUGAGUCUUGUUUAGAAUUGCUGGUUCCGAAUUUCAGAUUUGCUGAAUCAAACAUUUGUGGCAUCAUUUAGAAACCAUUGCAAGUCUUGAUGGCAUGCAUGUCGCGUUAGGCAAUUUUGUGAUUAAUUAUUCCCGAUUUUCUCUCGCAACCCCUCGCCCUGUGUGGCGGCCAUCAAAAUCAGCUCUCGUCAAUUUUUCUUCUUUUACCUAAGUAUCACACUUCAGCUUCUUUAGGUGCCUCACACCAAACUGACAAAUAUGCGCAGCAGUGCCCUUGGUCAAGGACACUAAAGCAGAGUUUAGAGUCCCUGGAUGGACCCGCUCUUGGAGGCAAAGUUGUCUCCAGCCUCUGCUAUGUAGAUGACUUGGUGGUUGUGGCAACCUUACCAGGCGUGCUGCAACGUGCUCUGGACGACCUCUACGUAUACUGUUUGGCCAACGACCUUGUCAUCAAUCCUGAAAAGACCAAGGUCCUGGUGUUCUUCCGAGGCCGACUUCCCAAAGGAGAAGGUGACAUCAUCUACACCAAUGAUGGCCAGACCCUCCAAAGGGUGAAGGCAUUUCUGUACCUUGGAAUUGACUUCACGCGGCAGUUGAGCGCUAGAUGACAUCUUCAGCGCAUUAACAAAAGGGCGAAAUCAAGGAUCUACGUGCUACCGCUUUUUAAAAUCUGUCUGACAGUCUGGAUCUCAGGAAAUAUUGCUCAGUCCGCCAUCAUCUCCACCAAUGCUACCCUGACCAAGUUCCUGAAGCAAUAUCUUGGACUGCCAAAGCAAACUUUGUCUUGUUAGUCCACCACAUCUGCCAGACAAUGCUUCUUUUCAAUUAUUUGAGUGCCAUCGCCAGAGAAAGAACUCGGUCACUGAGUCAACCAGUCUACUUUGACAGGCUGAGGCUCACUUUCAUUGACGAAAUGCCUCCUAUCGACUUUAAUCAGCCCAUACGCAUCCAAGAUAUACCCAGGGAGUUCUGGAGGUCUCGUCAGCUCAUUUGUUUACCCAUCUCGAAGCUUUACCGUCCCCACCUUGUCAGAGAAACAGCCGAUUCCAAUCAUUAUCUUACGUACUCUGAUGACUUAUCAUUUUUGGUCAAGAUCAGAUUGUCUAUGCACUGUUUGCGGCGAGUCCAAUCAUCCUUAUCACUCGCUUCAUUUCUGUCAUAGUCAAUAGUUCUACUCAACAAUGUGAUACUGCCACUGUUUUUUCUUCUUCUCUUAGGUUGCAACAUGAUGCAUUUGCGGUCGAAAUCCAUUUAUAUUAUUUAGUCUCAUUCAGAUUGAUCCCUUCUCCUUUGGUUGGUGACUAUGAUAAAUACUUUGGAAGAAAAAAUCAAAUUCAAACCAUUGACCAUAAAACCAAGUUUUUCAAAGCCAUUCCUGUACAGUGAUCGUGAUUGGUGGCAUGAAAAAAUCGAGACAGAAACCUUCUCAAUUUAAGUGGGAAUUCCAUUAAUGAAACAACUCCUGGUUGCAGGUGAAUGAAUGCUCAUGAUCCCCUCUACUUAUCUCUGUCAAUGGUUUUGCUCCCCUAAUCGCUUUAUAAUGGCUCAAGGCACCGUGCUUUGCUUUUAAUAAUACAGAGGACAUUCAUGGAUUUUGAAAUGCUUUGUUGUUGCACUUGGUACUGUUGCCACCGCUAUUGUCAGGCCUGCAAUUUUUCUGUGGACAUUCAGUCCGAAAAGCACCUUCAAAUUCAGGUGUGAAAUUAUCUCAGCCUAUUUCUUAGCUUUUCACGAUGUUUUGGACCAGAAUUUUUGCGUAAGAUUAGUAUAUUACAGGGAUUUGCCGGAGGGAUUGAACCAAACGAUGUAAAGACCUCAAAAUGGUCACCAUUAUCGCAAAUCAUUGCACCACAAUGUACGAGUAUGAUGCUCUUUCAGUUGGUAAAUGUAUUAUCAAUCUGUGUGCUGCUUGUGGGGGUGACACGGGUAAAUUUAGGUCGGUUGUUCAUAACCAAGUCGUUGAAGUUGGAAGAUUUGUUGUGUUAUUCAGGAAAAUCUCUGCAUAAGUAGAUUGAAUUGGUCUUGAACUUAGUAGAAUUAAUGUACUGUUCAGUUUACUAAGGGCCAUGUACAUUUUAUUAAUUGGAGGAAGAAAAAAAAGUAUCAAAUAUUUGUUACAUUCAAGGGCUUCUCCUGAUGGCUUUCGGUAUUGAGGAUUGUACCAAUGAAUCUGUUCAAGGAAAUGCUGCAAAUGAAUAAUCACGCAACCAAAGCAGCAAAAUCGGACUCCAAAAGUCGGUUAAACCCUUUCAGAUGUUCUUUUUUUUUGUUUUUCCCGUUUUGGAAACACUAAUUUCUACUGACAUUUUCUGACGUCACAGGGAACCUUGCUCAGAUUUCUUUGUUCGUUGACAGAGGGUGAGGUGAAGGACAGCAUGCAUACGAAGUUGACUUUCUUCCUUGGCAAAUUUCCAUCCUUGAUGGGAUAUCGGAGUCAGUUGUAAUCUUACAAGCCAGCUGAUUAGAGAAUCUUCUCGUAGGACCAGAGGCCCUUUCCAUCAGUGCUCUUACUGGAAACGCGUGCUUUUGAAUGCAAAGCAGAGUUCCCCCCACCCGCUCAAGACCUUUGAGGCACGGCAAGACAACGGACAUAUUUCUCGAAAUCCACCAAUUCCACACUUGAGCCACUAGAACAACUAGAGCGACUUGAACCACUUCCGGCUAAUCAUGAAUUGCAUCUUGAGCGUGGCCGUGGAAGAGGUCCUCCAUGACCACUUCCUGAUGGUUUGCCAGACUGAGUUGGACAAGUCGCACUUGGAAGAGAUGGACCUGAACAAAGCGGAUCAGCAUGACUACCAGACCACCAAAGAUCUGGUUCAUGAUUGGAUCGAAGCGGCCACUGGCGGAGGAAAUGAAGACGAAGAGCUUGAGGCCAACAGGGUGCUUCAGAGUCAUCCUAGCUUUGACCCGGUGUUUAUGAAAGUUUGAGGGAAAUAUAGCCCAGGAAAAGAGGCGCA
Tigriopus californicus is the source of this 11780-nucleotide messenger RNA. It is a transcript of the gene Dgkepsilon, whose product is annotated as diacylglycerol kinase epsilon-like. The record is from RefSeq and is a predicted model, not a curated record. Lineage: Eukaryota; Metazoa; Arthropoda; Copepoda; Harpacticoida; Harpacticidae. Gene Ontology annotation, molecular function: ATP-dependent diacylglycerol kinase activity.